Molecule: messenger RNA, 984 nt
Organism: Pangasianodon hypophthalmus (striped catfish)
Lineage: Eukaryota; Metazoa; Chordata; Actinopteri; Siluriformes; Pangasiidae
Gene: c20h20orf96
Product: chromosome 20 C20orf96 homolog
Exons: 8
Source: RefSeq, a predicted model, not a curated record
AUGCUGGGUCUGGUGGAGGCUGGCGAGGGACAUGAUGAUGGCAUCUUCCUCAACAACCGGGUUACAGCACCAGUGUACCACUUCCCAGUUCAGGUACAUCAGUACCAUCUGCAAGCACUCAGGGAAAGUGCUGGGCAGUGGGUAGUGCUGGGCAGCACUUUCCCUGAGUGCUUGCAGAUGGUACUGAUGUACCUGAGAAGAUCGAAUUAUUACAUCAUCUUCGUUAACGAACCCAAAGGUCCUACACCAACCAUAGUGUUCAACGGCUCUCCUGAUCCUCUCAAGGCUGAAAGUGUCAGCAUUAUAAUGGACAACGUGACCAUUACAAGAGAGAUAGUUAUCAAAAUGCAGAGAAAGGUUGUUGAGGAUCUGGAAAAACUCUGUGAAUUGCUUCAAGUGAAGAGCCACCAGAUGGCCAGGGACAUUGAGGACACACAAAUACACUCUAUCUCUAGUGCAAGAGAAUUCCUUAUCCAACACAAAAACUGGAGAACCUACAUAGAGCCUUUAAGGUACUCAUGUUCUCAGGCACAGCUGAAGACAGUGAAAGCAAAUGUGGCUAAUGCCCAAGCAGAGACUUGUGCCCUCAAAACCUACAAAGACCAGAAGUAUCCAGUCAAAGCCCUUCAGAUUGCUAAACUGAAGAGAGAGCUGGGUGAGCUGAAGAAGACACAGCUGGAGGAACCUGAAGGUAUGACGUUGCUGUUUCAGGGAGUGGUGGCUAAUUUAGAAAUGCAGUUCUACCAGAAACAGAAAGUACUGUCUGCAAUUGCCAGAGUAUCUAUACACAGUAUAGAGUUGAAAAUACAAUAUAUUCUGGCCAAGAGGGAAUUAUCUAUUAAAAUAAUUGAAUUGGAGUAGGAGGACAGAAAACUACUCAAGAAUAUUCAGAAAUUACAGCUGUCAAGGCCAAACAUUAGUUGGAAUGUAUUUCAAGACAUUUUUCCAAAGUCAGUGAGUACAAGAGGAUUUUCAGUGUACUAG